UAGUAACAUGAGGCCACUUUAACGCUCAUCCUCCAGUAUGUCCUCACAUAUUCUGCCCUAUAAGGAGGCAUAUGGUAUGUAAUAAGUAUGAAAAGCAUCUAGUCAAAUAACAACAUGUUGCCCUGAAAAAUGUUUUGGUGACUUGUGGAAAUGUUUUCUCCAGCGUUAAGUUUCUGAUGAGAGGACUGCAGUGAGUCCGGAGUGAUGCUGCAGCGCUUGCAGCCGGCUCUGGUCCCGGUCCCAGAAACGCCACGGCUCCACGCAGUGCACGUCGCCUAAACUUUAGCACACUGGUGCUGAGUUUGAACUGGGAUGCUGGAUGAUGCAUGCAGACGCUGCUGGCUGCUGCUGCUCGUGUUGCUCCUCCUCGACAGACUUUUCGAUUCAGAGAGUAAAGGGACUUAAACCGGAAACCAAACUUUUUUCUUCGUACUUUUUUUCUCUGAGGCAAAAGAGGAAAAAGACGAGCCUCGGUGUCAUAAACUGCCCGGUUCCUGAUUCUCUUCAUUUACGUGUGCUGUUGGAAAUGUGUCAGCUGCCGACCAACAGCUUCUGGAGAGGAUAAGUCCGACGUCGAGGGAUUUUAGGCGACUCAACACUCACAUAACGGAUUUCGGUCCCUGACCAUGGAAGAUGGUGUGAAAGAGGACCCAGCCCAGUGUAAAGAGCCAAAGUUCCUGGGUAAGGCUGGCUGGGUGAAGAAGGCCCCCGGCAGACUAUUGGCGAGCUAUAAGGACCGCUACAUCCAUGUGGAGAAGACAGAGAUUGUGGUGUAUGAAAAUGAGGACCUGCAGAACUGCUUAGAGAGGCUUGACCUGGAAAACUAUGAGAAAUGCCAUGAAUUAAAGAGCCCCUUUAAGAAGAAGAACAGACUGAUACUGAUUCGAUCACCCAAGUCUGGAAAUAAGGUCCAUGAUGUGAAGUUUCAAGCUCAGACUGCAGAGGAGAAGGAGGCUUGGAUUAAAGCACUGAGUGAUGGCAUCAAUCGAGCAAAGAACAAGGUCUUUGAUGAGGUGAAGGUUGAUGAAAGCAGCAACUUAGAGCAUGUUACUCGAACAAGGCCCAAAGGGAACCGUAACCGGCGACCACCGACCAGGAUACACAUGAAAGAGGUAGCAGUUGUGUCCUCUGAUGGUAUCCUGCGUUUGGAUCUUGAUCUUGAGGAUGCCUUAAUGCCUAAUGGGACCCAUCAUUCCAGUGUUCAUGGCUCUGAGACCCCCAAAGAAGCCAUUAAACUCCCAACGCCUCUGUCCAGUGCCAGCGAAGGUGCAGAGAAACAGUCAGGGCCAAGUGUUGAGGAGGAGGCUCAGACUGAGCCAGAAGUCAGUCCCCAGAAAAAGGUCAUCAAACCUCCCAUGCCCCCUACCAAAGAGCCUAAACCCAGUUCAGCAUCUGAAGAUGAACCUAAUAAGGAUGAUGGCCCAGAGAAAAAGGUCCUGAAGCCACCUAUGCCUCCAUCAAAAGAAGCCAAGCCCAGUGUUUCACCUGUUGUAGAAGCUACAGAGGAGGCCAAAGCUGAGAAGAUGUCUGAAAAGAGUCCUGAUGCCAGGAAAAAGACAGGACCACCACCAACCCCUCCCAACAAACCCAGCUCCAGCAGCUCAAUGAGCAACCUUGUAGAGGCCUCACAGUCCAAGACAAACUCCCACCCUCCUACCCCUCCAUCCAAAGAGAAGAAGCCCUCCCAUCCUUCUGUGGAGCCAGACCAAGAGGUUCAAGGCACAACUGAUGAGAAUAAGGAGAAGGGAGAAGACAAUAAGGAGGAGGUGACAGGAACAGCUGUGGAAACAGAUGAGGCAGACCAGUCCAUUUCUAAAGAAGCUGUACCUAGUGUCAGAGAUGAUGAACCUGAGGGUCCCAGUGCAGAAGGACAGGUUUCUGAAGAAGAAUCAGGGGAGACUAUAAGCAGUGGCAUAAACAAGGCAUCUGAUUGUGAUCCACAAACACCCACACAGCCUGUCAGGAAGAGCCCUAGUCCUCUUCUAACCCCCAAGAAAAAACCUGAAAAACCUGUUCAGCCCGACAUGCAACACAUAGAAGACAACACAACUAUAACGCAACCUAAUGAGGGACAGGACCCUACUGCGUUGCUGCAAACAGCCUCAGAUACCUCAGCCAGUUCUCCUCAAGCAGAAGAGGCGCUACCGAAGAGUGAAGUCCCCUCAGUAGUUGUCUCUUUAAAUGACCCGGCCACUGACAGUCUCAGCCUGAGUCCACUGCUCUGUCACUUGCCCGGGGAGAAGAAAAAGAAGGCAGAGGAGAAAUCUGUCGACAGUGGUCAGCACUCAGACGAUGACAGCGAAGGCUCUGGGAGUGAAGACACAGUGGCGGCUUCCACAGCUGCGUUGAGAGGAAGCCACGCUGGUCUGGAUAUGUUGGACGCCAGCGAGGACGACAUUCACGUCUCUGUAAGUUUAAGACCAACAGAAGCUGCAACCAAGCCUCAGGUUAAAUCAAAGGUCUUUCCCUGUCAGCGCUCAGAGCCCACUCCUCCUCUCAAACCCUCAACCAAGGCCAGGUCAGCUUCCAUUGGAGAUCUGCUGUCUGACUCUUCAGUCUGUAUUCAAGUGAGACAGCAUACCAGAGCUGUGGCUGGAAGCGACAGGGCUUCUAGUGAUGAAGUCAUGAAACUUGAGGCUGAAGUGGCUCUGGAGAUUGAAAAGACAAGUGAGCUCCUGAGCAGAGUGUCCCAGUCCCAGAAGGGCAGUGACGGGGAGGGCAUGCCAGAGGACCUCCUGGCCAAGGCUAUGGAGAAGCUUAAAAGCGCCGAUCGUGUCCUCAGGGAGGUCAAGAAACUGAAACCUGCAAAGAACUCAAGCAACAGGAAGAGUUGGUGAAUGUCAGUCAUAGCAGAUUAACUUGGCUAAACCCCUCUCCUGAACAGUGAUUGUCCAAUCAUAGCUUAGCAACCUUAAAUAGGCACAGCAGGCCUGUCAAGCUUUGGAUUUCUCCACAUACUGUACAGUUUGCAUGAGGCUGAAGUAAAUGUGAUAUUCGGUAUAUAAAGAGUUUGGGCCAACCAAAAACACAAGAGCACACAAGUGUAAGGAAUGGAUUAAACAGUGUGUUUGUCUGCUCUAACUUAAGCUACAAUCGUUAGCAUAUCCAGCUAACUAGCUUACUAUAUAUAGUAGUAACUGAGUGUUAUCAUUAACUAACCACAUUAGCUUGUAUCUAUUACAGGUUACAUUCACCACUGGCAUAUCCUCUAUGUACUAUUUCCCCACAGUAUGGUGGCCGGUCAUGGAUGCUAUCAGAGUUUAGGCUAAUGUUAGCGACUCUGUCCUGCUCUUUGGAUAUGGAAAAUUUACAUAUACACUCCAGCAACCCCAACCAACGUUACCCAAAGACAGGGUUCCGUUUGCCAAAGCCAUCCUAAAAGCCUUUUCCCUUGUAAUUUCGUCAAAAGCGAAUCAUAUGCUGUUUGAGCGGAGACAGCGUUUAACUGAUAAAGUCUGCCUGCGACAGAAAGCUGCUUUUGUCUUCCUUUGUCUGAAAUCAAAGACCCACUGGUUCAAAAAUUCCUAAGAAUUUCAAAUGAUAAAUUUGACACGGUUAUCAUUGUAAACUGCAUAGGUGCUGUGCGAGAAUGGAAAGUCUGACAGGUGUAGCAACAUUAGCUAAGGGGGUCAGGGUUUAGCCAGCGGUCAAUUGAUGGACUUGGGCAGAAUGACAGAAGUCUCACAUUUUUGAUAGCAAUGCAGCACAUGCAGCUGUUCGCUCAUAAUGAACUAAAUGCAAUUAUUUCUAAUUUAACUUUCUCUGCAGCUGAAAGUAAUGCUAAAUGUUCUACUGUGUGUUGUUUAUUUUUUGUUAUAUAUGAAAUAUUGGACAUUUUCAAGAAUAAUUACUUGAAAGUUAAUUUCAGAAUGAAUAAUAUAAUGACAAAGAAGUACUGUCAAUACAUUGAGAACAUACAAAAAGAGUACUAAAAAGUGUUAAUAUCAAAUUACACAACUGUUUUAAUAGUUACUUAUGGAUACUAUCCUAUUUUCAGAUACCAUGUUUUUGCUGGCAGUUUGAAUGAGGGAAUUUAUACUGUACAUACUUUAUUAUCCUUUUACUACAGCAUAUGCUGUAUAUUGUUGAUGAGGAAAGAUGUACGAACAUAGCUCAGGAGUUUUCUGAAAUUAAUCUUUUCAGAUUAAUCAUGUGAUUAAAGUAAAAUGAAGAACUACUACUCCACAUAGACGGAUUACAGUUUUGUUAUUAAUAAUGUGUUUUUCAUACUGAUAUUGUACAUAGCACAGAACAAAGAGCGUGUAGCAGCCCCUUUGGCUCUCACUAACUAACCCCUUACACUUAAAUUUUACAUUAAUUUGUUUUUAUGAAGGAUAUGUGUGUGUUUCUCGCAGUUUGAAUCAUGAACUCUAAAGAAUUUCCCCAAUUUUUUGUCCAAUGCUUUGUUAUAAGAUAUGAUGGUAGAUUUUAAGACUAUUUUAAAUAUGCCAUGCUAUUAAGAGUAUGUAAGAAUAUUUUCUAACAUUAGAUAUCAUUUUGUACUCUUUGAUAAGAUUUGCUAUUGCCCAAAUAAACAAAGGGUAGCUA
Messenger RNA from Siniperca chuatsi (mandarin fish), 4548 nucleotides. It is a transcript of the gene plekho2, whose product is annotated as pleckstrin homology domain containing, family O member 2. The record is from RefSeq and is a predicted model, not a curated record. Gene Ontology annotation, biological process: macrophage apoptotic process. Bases 627 to 2837 code for a protein of 736 amino acids. The transcript has 7 exons. Lineage: Eukaryota; Metazoa; Chordata; Actinopteri; Centrarchiformes; Sinipercidae.